Periophthalmus magnuspinnatus is the source of this 1532-nucleotide messenger RNA. It is a transcript of the gene fgfr1op2, whose product is annotated as FGFR1 oncogene partner 2. Gene Ontology annotation, biological process: response to wounding. The record is from RefSeq and is a predicted model, not a curated record. The coding region runs from base 265 to 939 and encodes 224 amino acids. The transcript is spliced from 6 exons. Lineage: Eukaryota; Metazoa; Chordata; Actinopteri; Gobiiformes; Gobiidae.
GAGAUUCUAAAAUAUCGUGAGACAAGAUUGUAUGUGAGCUCUAGGAGCCCUGCACUUUUGACUUGAAUUAUUACUGAAAAAUAGACGAUUUCACAGUCACAAUUAAUUUAUUUGGAUAACUGACUGAAUUGUGGAAACGUUUUGGAGUUUUAGAAAGGAUUAAACGUACGAAAGCGCCGCGUGUUUGUGUUUUAGAGACGAGGUUAGCCUGAUGCUAAUGUUAGCUGUCAAACAUCAACAGGAAGUCACGGAUAGCAUUUUCAAAUGUCUUGCACUUUGGGUUCACCAGUUAUGAACUGCUCCCUGGAGAAGGUUUUGGCUGAUGCAAAGUGUUUGGUUGAGAGACUCCGUAACCAUGACAACGCUGCAGAGAUGCUAAUUGAACAAACAACGUCCCUGAACAAAAGAGUGGAGGCAAUGAAACAAUACCAAGAGGAGAUUGAUGCACUGAACCAAGUUGCAAGACACAGACCUCGAUCAAGUUUGGUUUUAGGCAUCCAACAAGAAAACCGGCAAAUCAGAGAACUACAACAGGAAAACAAAGAGUUGCGGACGUCAUUGGAGGAACACCAGUCAGCCCUGGAGCUGAUCAUGACCAAAUACAGAGAGCAGGUGUUUCGGUUGCUCAUGGCCAGUAAAAGAGACGAGCCUGCCAUAGUCACACAGUUAAAGGAGCAGCAUACCACGGAAAUGCAGGCUCACAUAGACAAGAUAAACGAGAUGGCGUCUGUAAUGAGGAAGGCCAUAGAGGUGGAUGAAGGACGGAUCUGUGAAGACGAAGAGAAGAUCAAACAGCUUGAGCUGGAGAACAAAGGUCUCCGUGAGCUGCUGGGGAUCAGUCGUGAAGCAUUUUUGGUUUUAAAAAGAGAGGACAUCUCAGAAAACACCUCUCUCUCUCCUCUGCUAACCAGCACCGAUGUCAGUUUACGGAAGAGUUAACUCCACAGCGCAAUCUAUUUGCUGUACUCCGCUAUAGGUUGUAUUCACAUUCUAGAAUUUGGCAUAGGAGUCCGUAGAUUAAUAAUGGCCCUUGGCUUUUAUCUAACGGCUCAUUUAUGCUCUGUCUGAGACGAUGAUGAAAGGCAAGCCCCUAUAUUUGUGAGGCACAUCUAAAAAACCUUUUCACAGGAUUUAGGUCCCGAAACUCAAUAUUAAAAUACAGGUCCUGAAAGUAAGAAAUGACAUAUAACUAUAUAUGUAUUUAUACAGUAAACAAUAUAUAAACAAUAGGCUUUUAAUAAUUUUAUCCCAUCAUGUGAAUGCAACCUAUUAGCCUUUGACCCACAGAGACUUUAUGAUCAACCCAUAUUUUCUGAUUUCAUUCCAGCAUGAGAUGUUUGUGCUGAGUCCUGGUUUGGUCAAUGAAAAACUAUUACAGCAUACACCAUUUCUAUGUUUUAUUUCACAGGGAUUUUUGUUGUCUAAAUAUUGGCUGCAUGCAGGAUACUUUAAUGUGUGCAAGGUUUUUAAGCGUGACUGAGGAAGUGUAAAAAACAAAAGCUUGAGGUGAAAUAAAUUGUAAAGCCACUGUA